This is a messenger RNA of Aphidius gifuensis, 2180 nucleotides long. Its product is annotated as SET and MYND domain-containing protein 4-like. The record is from RefSeq and is a predicted model, not a curated record. The coding region runs from base 207 to 2111 and encodes 634 amino acids. Gene Ontology annotation, molecular function: protein binding. Lineage: Eukaryota; Metazoa; Arthropoda; Insecta; Hymenoptera; Braconidae. The transcript is spliced from 5 exons.
AAGUCUCUUUGGCUUGUCAAAUUAAUUUUAUAAUCCAUUUUGAUUAUUUUAACCAUCAAAAUACAAUUGAUUCAAGUAACAAAAGUUAAAAUAUUUAUCAAUAAAAAUUUGUCAAAUAAAAUAAAGAAUAAUUCGUUGAAAUAUCAUAUUUUAUUUUAGUGAAAACAUAUUCAUUUUGUUCGAGUUAAUAUCAUCAAAGAUCAACAAUGGAAGAAGGAAGCUGUGCUUGUUGUUAUGGUGCAGAUGAUUGUGAAUCACAUGGAUCCUAUGAUCUAGAAGGUAUAAAUAAAAAGUUUCUUAAAAAAAAAACAUUUGAAGAUAGAUUUGAGGUGGUCUGGAAAUUUAUGGCUGAAACAGGUCCAAUGGGACAUUGUAAUAAUAUUAAAGUAGACAAAACAGUUGGUGAUUCAACACAUUGGCGUACAAUUGGUAACAUAGAAUACACAACAGCAAUAAAUAAAAAUUAUUUAAGCAAAUCAAUUGAAGCAUACACAAAGAGUAUUGCAUUUGCACCAGUUGGAUCCAGUGAAUUGUCAUUGGGAUAUGGAAAUCGUUCAGCUGUUUUAUUCAAAGUAAGACUCUAUGAAGAUUGUCUUGUUGAUAUUGAACGUGCAUUAACAUCAGGCUAUCCAGACAAUUUAAAAACAAAGCUAUUUGUUCGUCAAGCAUUGUGCUUUAAAGCCUUGCAACCAGACUUUGAUAUUGAGUCAAGUAGUUCAAUAGCCAAUGCAAUGAAAUGGUUACCUAAAUUACAAAAAAAGAAUCCAAAUUACAACGUCAAAGAACAAUAUUCAAAGAUGAUAAAUGAUCUUGGAAAACCUUGUGAUACUAAUACAAUUAAAUUCACUCCAAUAAUUGAAAAUAAUAAUCCAAUAAUUGCUGGUGCAUCAGAUGCAAUUGAAUUGAAAAACACAAAAAAGAAUAAACAACAUCUUGUAGCAACCAGAGAUAUUAAACCAGGUGAAUUUAUUUAUAUUAACAAACCAUUUGAAGUGAUUGCAUGUGAAGAUGAACGUUAUAAUACAUGUUGGCAUUGUUGUCGUCAAACUUGGACUGGUGUACCAUGUAAUGAGUGUCCAAAUGUUAUAUUUUGUUCACCAGAAUGUAGAGAUAUUGCUUGGAAAGAAUAUCAUGAUUUUGAAUGUCCAAUUUUGAGUCUUUCUUUGAAAGUGGAAAUGGAUGUUGAGGACGAUUGGCGUUUUCAAUUGACCAUUCAAAUUUUAUCAAAAGCAAUCAAAGCUGCUGGUGGUAUUACUGAGUUGAAAAAAAAAAUUGAUGAUGUUGAAUCAAGUGCUGAUAAAUCAAUGGUUUUUAAAGAUGGUAUUUUUGAUGUUAAUACUAUUGAUAAUUUUCAUCGUCUUAAGUAUUUCCAGCCAACAUCUGAACGAUGUUCAUUUGGUCGAGUCAUUCGUAUUACAUCAAUUGUCUCAAUGUUUGGUCUUGACACAACUAUUUUUGGUAAAAAAAUGAGUCUUUUUGCUGUCAGUUGCCAUGAACAUUCAGUAAUUUUGGGAGGUUUGAUCUUCAGAUAUCUUAUGAUUGUUGAUCGCAAUGUUGUAUUUUACACAAAACAGGCGCCAAAUGAUGUCAAAUUAACACAUGCUGUUAUAAUACCAAUUCUACAAAUGUUUGUGAAAAAUUGUGAUCCUCAUGUCAACUGGUACAACUGUGAUCCAAAUGCUACUGUUUUAGUUGAAAGACCAAUUAAAAAAGGAGAAAAAAUACUUUUUUCACCAGUUGGACGUUACCAAGAUUUGUCAUUUUUUGAACGUCAAAGAAAAUAUUUUUCAUUCGCUGAAGAGCCAUGCAAAUGUAACAUAUGUGUACAAAAAUUACCAAUAGCUGAACAUCUUCCAUCUUACAAGACUUUGAAGCUAUCAAAACAAGUUGAAAAUGAAUUGAAACGUAUCGUCAAGAAAUCGUCUGGUUACUUGAAGCUCGUUUCUGAGGGAGACACAGAAAAAUUACUUAACAUAAAAGACACUUUGGUUGAAAUGACUGAUAAAUUUUAUCAACAUGUUACUGUUCCUUGUGAUGAGGCUUCAUUAUUUCCACUGAUGUUGGGAAUGUUGUAUCAUCAACUUGGCAUUCCACGUCGUAUUAUUCAGUAAUUAUAUUUUAUAAAAAACAAAUUACUUUAAUUUAUUAUUCUUUUUUUAUUUACUACUAAAGUAUUCACC